Formica exsecta is the source of this 6469-nucleotide messenger RNA. RefSeq names its product (E3-independent) E2 ubiquitin-conjugating enzyme-like. Bases 1 to 4020 code for a protein of 1339 amino acids. The transcript is spliced from 9 exons. Lineage: Eukaryota; Metazoa; Arthropoda; Insecta; Hymenoptera; Formicidae. The record is from RefSeq and is a predicted model, not a curated record.
AUGGCUGCCGCGGCGAACGUUGCGCCGGAGAAUCAGUAUUUUUACGAGGAUGUCGUCUAUCGCGUGGAUAAACGGGGCAACGUCGUCUUCGGCAUCGUCAUGGAGAAUGACGAUCAGGACAUGUCCGAGGAGAGCUCCGACAGCGAGGAGAGCCUGCCGAAGCGCAAGAAGGGCGAGAUACGCAUGAUCUGGCAUCCGUCCGGCGUCGAGGAGUUGGUCAACUGUAAGAAGGUUCAUCUGGCUGAUAGGACCCUCAUGCCUGGAGAUGUAGUACGUAGGAUGAUCAAGGGAAAGGAUACGCAGAGAGGCUACUGCAGAGACAUAGAACUGACCGCGUGUGUGCAAGUCAUUGGCACCAAGCAGAUACUCACAGAUAUCAAGAGCGAAGAUCUAAUCCCAUUACAGGAAUUUGCAACAGAUAUGGCAGUCUGCAUGGACUCUUGGGUUGGUGGCAUUAGAAUGACACAUUUUAAAUUAUGGUUGGUAACACCAGACGGAUCACACUGUGUCAUAAACGAGAUGGAUUCCUGUGUGUUGGGACAAUUGGAAGAGACUCGAGAUAAUGACAAUGAUUUUCCACACUCUACUGAAUUCUACCCUGGUCAGAGCUUAUGGGGUCCUGUUCACUGUUUGGAGGAUGCGCAAUGGAUUCAGUGCACAAAAGAGAUGAAAUCAAAGAGAAAAUUGAAACCGCAGAAGAUAACAAAAGUGAUUGUGGAGAAAGUAGAGACCGAUUGGGUCGGUGUGCAUUGGCAGUGUCGAGCGUAUUCAAAGGACGGUGCCUGGUCAGAUCAGGCACAACCAAAAUUUGUGGUCGAGGGUGAAGAUCUGAAAAAGCUGAAACUACUAAAUGUAUUCGAGCCUUCGACGGUACAGGUCGGCGAUCGGAAUUUUUACAUCAUUAAGGGAAACGAAAAUGUUAUUACUCGUGAACAGUGGCGAAAACAGCAGAGGGAUAUUUACCAAGUUCCUAAGCAGAGUCCGAAGAAGACGCGUCCGAAUAUUACAGUGACGAAGCUGCUGGAAGAUAAGAAGAAGGAGCAGAAAAAGGAUAAAAUAUCCAACCAACGAUCGACAGAAGAGAGCAGUCAAAGUAAUGGUGUUAAUUCGCAGGAUGUCACAAGUAAUAAUACUUUGAUGCUGCCGCCUCAAAAUCACCAUGCUGAAAGUUCGGAUGAAUGGGAUACCGAAGAUACCACUGGUUCGCAAAGUGACUCAGCUUCGGUCUCUAGCGGCUGCUCCAGCAUGUCGUCAAUGGGAAAGAAAAAAAAAGGUCCUGCAUUGAUGACAAAAGUGCUGAAGAAAAAGAAGUUGCGAAAAGCGAAAAAGAAAGUACCUCCUGUUCCAUUAAUUCCCGGAACAAAGAUAGUUGUAGAAACGUUGUCCACUAAUACAAAAGCUAAUGUGGUGUGGCAAGAUGGUUCAGUAGAAUUUGGCAUACCAUCAACACAAUUAUAUCCAAUCCAUCACUUGGAUGAUAAGGAAUUUUUUCCAGGUGACUUUGUUGUAGAUCAAAAGGAGGAAUCUAGAAUGUAUGGUGUUGUACAAAGUGUCGAUCAUCAAGGCCGUACUGCCAAGAUAAAGUGGUUCCGAACAUAUACUUCUAGUCAAAAUCCAGAGCCGAUUUUCCUGGAGGAACGCGAAGUGAGCGUUUACGAUUUGAAGGAUCAUCCAGAUUUCCAGUACAGACCGGGAACCUUAGUAAUUCGAAUAGCGAAUUUCGAAGGUGAGGAUGCUGGAUGCACCGCUGGUCAAGUGUUGGACAAUUAUCCAGAGGGACGAGUGAAAGUAUGGUGGGUCGAUGGUCAUAUUAGUAUGUGCUGGCCGCAAGACCUGUACAAGGUCGGGGAAUACGACAGUGACGAAGGGGAACUGUGGGAUGAUGUUUCAUCCGAUUCAUCAUGGGAGACAGAAUUGGAGGAUUGCUUUAUCGCCGACAAUGAUGGCACCGAACAGACAGAAUUAGAGAACAUAAAACCGAAGUUAGCAGCGCACAUCGAGAAGGCCAGGAUUGCUAUGUCAAGAUUGGAAGAGAUCUUUACACAGAAUCCGUCGUUGCAGACAACAGAAGUGAUGAGAAAGCUUCUAGAAGUCUACAAAGAUUGCCGUUAUAUGGACAAAUUGAUGGGCACCUCGUUUUUUCACGAAUGCCACUUCCAAGGGCUCCUCGAGCGGGUGAGAGAACGCGGUAGAGCGAAUGUCGCGCAACGCAUGGCGGAUCAAGUGACGAGACUUUUCACACCCAAAUCCGAAUAUCCGGAAGAAUCUUUGGAUAAAGAUAAUUCAAAGAAUUCGAGAAGCAGCGAUGAUCAAUGUGCAAUUAGUGUACCGGAGGAACAAGUCGCUACAAUUAUUAAUAGAUCGGAAAUUGACAAUACUAUUAAUACCGAGAACAAUACCAAAAAGCAGGACGACGAGAAGCCGAUUAAUCAAUUAUUCAUACGUCCCAAUCCCAAUCCCGAAGAUUCUGGAUUGUAUUCGGCGGAGAACUCGAAAAAGGAAUCGGGUUCGAGUGAGUCCAGUGGAGAAUUUCUCAUGAGCGAAGACGUUAAUAAUGCGCCAGAAUGCUCGUCCAUGUUGAGUGGCGCAAAUUUGUCCGACAAGACAGAACUGAAUAGGAUGAAAAAAGUGCCGACGAGUCUUGUGACUUCUCAGAACGUCGGAACGUCGCACGUGUGUGUCAAGCUAUGUAAUCUGAUAAAAGCGCAGCUUGUGUUAGCGCACGCCGAAGUGUCUAGGAGGUUUGGUUUGGGCAGGAUGUCGUUAUCGGACGCAGAAAAAACUUCCCCGCGGAAAAAACAAAAAGGCGAGGAAGAGGAGGAACGCAUGGAGGCGAUGACGGAUCCAUCCGAGUGCUCCGUCGAAAUUCCACCGCCUGUUUAUACCGAAGGCGAAGGCUUCUCUAUAGAAGAAACCGCGCCUGAUAGUCAUAAAUUCAAGCUGACCAUGUUUCAGCCCACCGACCCGAGCAACUUCUUCAGAACUGUCUCCAAAGAAUUGAAGUUGCUGAAGAGCUCGCUUCCGCCGGGUGUGUGGGUAAAGGGAUUUGAGGACCGUAUAGAUCUGUAUUCUGUAAUGUUCCGUGGUCCCGAGAAAACGCCCUACGAGGAUGGUCUCUUCCUCUUUGACUUCCAAUUAUCGGCCGAUUAUCCGGCCGCGCCGCCUCUCUGUCAUUACAUUUCCUACUGCAGUGAUCGGUUGAAUCCCAAUCUCUAUGAAGAUGGGAAAGUGUGCGUGAGCUUGCUGGGAACUUGGUCCGGUCGUGGUACGGAGGUAUGGACGAGCUCGUCAACUCUGUUGCAAGUGAUUGUCUCGAUACAGGGUCUGAUUCUCGUGAGUGAGCCGUACUUUAACGAGGCUGGCUUCGAGAAACAGAAGGGCUCGCAGCAGGGGCGCGAAAAUUCGAGAAUGUAUAACGAAAUGGUGGUGCUAAAACUGGUGCAGGCGCAAACCAAGUUGCUGCUGCACCCACCACCUGUAUUCAAAGAUAUUAUCAUUGCACAUUUCAAGAAACAUGCCGAGAAACUGCUGCAGAGAGUGGAACUGUGGAUGGAGAUAUCCGAGCAACAUAACAAUCAGCAUCCGUUAUCUCCUGUCACUCCCACUACGUUUAAAGAGAUCGCCGAUAUUGAGGAGAAGGUAUUGCCCGAAUUCCCGCUCAUUCCAGCAUCGCGCGGUUUUUGCAUAACCCUCUGCAAGACUUUAGCAACGUUUAAAGAGGUGCUCCUUAAAGAGAAUAUAAUACAAAAGCCGAGAGAAUGUCAGAACAAUGAAAACAUUAUGGAGUUAAGGAACAAUACUACAAAUCAGUGCCAAGAAAUGUCUACAUCGAUUAACAGUAAAGUAGCAGAAUGUAAUCAGAGCAGUAGCGGCAUGAGCAAUACGCAGGAAAAUAACAAAAACCUGACAUCAAGCGGCAAUCAAUCCAUUAAGGAAGUGAUGUCAUCUUCCGUAACGAAUAUCUUUGGGGCGGCGCCGAGCGAAACGAAAAAGAAUCUCUUGAGCCAAAACACCAGCUAGCCACAAGGUAAAAAAAUACUGCGGCAGUUGUUGCUAAAGAUAUUUGUUCUAAGAGUAACUACCAAUAGAAAGAGAAAAAAAGAGAGAGCGUAAAAGCGCGAUUAUAAUAACAUGCACGAACAAAAGAAGGCAAAUUUGCAGCUUACACACAUACACACACACACACAAUACACAGAGAUACAUAUACACAAAAACUUCGUAUAUUAUCAAGACGAAUUGUAAAAUAAUCGCGUUAAUUCGACAUCGAAGUAAAAAGAAGAAAAACAAGACCUAUAUAAAGCUCCUCUUGCAUUUAGUUCCAUAUACUUUUAAAUAUAAAGAUAUUACGUUGCCUGUAACAAGUAUAAGAAGUUAGCUGAAACCUCUGAUAAGAGAAUAAAAAAAAAAUAUAUAUAUAUAUAAAAUAUAGUGCAGAAGGAAAGAUCAGAAUUUACCAUUCUGUAAAACAAAUAUGGAGAAGAAAUAUGGCGAGAGAUAAAGACCAGUAGCAAUACGCCGAACUAACGAGGAAAAACGUUGCAAUAGGAUUUUAAAAGGAUAAUAAUAGCGUGAUUAAUUCUGCGUAGCACAUUUUCAUGAUUGCACUUUCAGUAAUGUGUGAUUAUUGUCGAAAUCGUAAAUCGAUUAUUCCCGUCGAAACAUAUAUAUCUUGGAAUUACUAUGCCAUCCAAGUGGAAUGUUGGACCUUUAUAAGAAAGGUACUCGUAAUCAAUCGCUUGCUCUUAUGAAGAAUCUCAGUGGACUUCCACACGAAUUGUUUCGACAGAAAUUUUAUCCCGGCAGCUGAUCGAAAAUGAAGCUUAAGCGCUGCCAGACGAUCAGAUUGAGGCUCGAGAUUUGUGUGCUUGAAAAAUGCAUAGUAAUUGGGACUCUCUAUAUCGAACUGUUCGAAAGAUCUUUCUUAUAACGGCUCAACAUUGUGCUACGAAUAUUCUCAAGCGAAACUAUAAAGAGUGACUUUAAUCGCAGACGUGUAGAGGAAAAUAGCUUAGAAAAAAAACCAGAUCCAUAUCUAGAUGAAAUCUUUACGAUAUGUCCAGUGUAUAUGGAUUUUCUUAGCACAUAGCUUGUAAAGCAUAGAAAUUUAGAAAGAAAUGCAUUAUCCUUACUCUCAAUCUUUUGUCGAGAUUUUCGUCGAAGAUAGAUCUUUUUUUUCAUUCCUAUAAUUUUUCCGGAUAUAUAUUGUGAAAGAGGACUGAUUUGAAUUGUUUACUAGAGUACUGUUCUAAUGAUUAUUACUAUCCUUAUCAUUAAGUUGAUUAAUAAUUAAAGUGAACGAGAUAAACACAGUGUGUGUAUACAGUAUUAUUCAUUAAUUUUUUCUAACGAUUCUCGCGUAACGUAUCUUUCUAAAAUUAGGGAGUUGUUUUUUGUGUAAAACUACCGAUGCACAUAUAAGGAGAUAACGGGAUAAAAAAUAGAAUGUCACAAUAAAGGUUUUCAGAUCAAUUUAAUAAUUAAAAGUUAUGGAGUAAGAUACUGUGGAGUGAUAUUUAAAUAUUUAUCAAUAGUUGUUUUCCUCUUUGUUACCUUUCUUUCAUGAUUCUUCAGACGUGGAAAAAAAAUGUAUAUCCAAAUCAUCAUCAUUUAAUCGAUUAGCUUACAAAGCGCUCGUAUUUUCUGUACGUCGAUCGAUUUCUUUCUGUCGUUUAGUGAAGGAUAAGGAGACUCUUAAAGAGAUUUACGGUGCUAACGAAAGAAAAUUGCGAGAAAAGAGAUGGAGAUGCUUUUGAGAAAAGAGUAUGCGAUCCUUGUUAGGAAGUGUAAAUGGACAUGCUAAUAGAGGCGGAGAAUAAAAGGCGCUCUGUAAAACCGCCGAAACGUUUGGGAUGCCUUGUAUAUGUGCCAGCUGUAUUUACAUUGAUUACAACAAUUGUAUUCGUGAUUCGCGUAUUUGAAAAUUUGUUUCACGCAUUGCACUUGUUCGGAAGGAAAAGAAAAGGAAGAAAAAUAGAGAAAAGAAACGCGCAAAGAAGCCGCUGCUGAAUGUGCGAUUAGCAAAUAAUUAUGAGUGUAAAACGUGAGCGUAAAAGAAAGAAAAGGAAGAAAAAAAGCACAUGUUCUAGUCUAACAUCAAGUUAUGUACGACAGAUUAAUUUUAUAUUUAACUUUUUAUUUAUAUAAUUUUUAUUUUUAUUUUGUUCGAGACUGUUCUUCCUGUCUUCGUUCUUUCAUUCAUUAUCUCUUAAGCUCCUUUGUAUAGAAAAUUAUAUAUUUAAGAUUGUUAUAUUUUAUUAUUUAAGAUUUAUUUCUUUCGGCGUCACAAAUCAUCCUUUUACACCUGUAAAGUUCUAUUUGGAGGCAUUCGUUGAGAUCAUUCAUUUGCCUUUUCUAUCCAUUGUACUACGUUGGCAUCGAUCAAAUCGAAAUUGCAGUUUCGUAGUAGUUUGCUACACAUGUAAUUCAGUUUUCUUAAUUCUCAAUAAAAAGUCAUUAUAGGAUCAACGGA